AUGUCCAGCUUACUGGAUAUGUCACUCGACGACCUCAUCCGCAAGAGCAAGGAACAUGGAGGGCAUGACAGUAUUUCCAGAAGCAGAGGCACAGGCUCCGGUUCGAUUUUGGGUCCAGGCCCAGACCGUUGGGUCGUCCGUCGUAAUCUGACCCGACCCAAACCCUACUCGGUAAGACCAGCGUGGGUAAUGGAAGUGCAGCAGGAGCCAAUAAUGUUAGCAGCAAGUGAAGGGUCUAAUGGAGAGGCUAAAUUAUAUGUAUCAAACUUGGAUUAUGGUGUUUCUAAUGAGGAUAUUAAGGUGCUUUUCUCUGAGGUUGGUGAAUUGUUGAGGUACUCACUUCAUUAUGAUAUGAGUGGGAGAUCCAAGGGAACAGCUGAAGUUGUAUUUGCACGCCAAAUAGAUGCUCUAGCGGCCAUCAAGAGAUACAAUAAUGUUCAGCUUGAUGGGAAGCCACUGAAAAUUGAGCUUGUAGGAGUUAAUAUCAUAACUCCUGUUCCUGUGCCCGUAAUUUCAACUACCAACUUGGCAAAACCAAAUGGUUCUGUUAGAAGGCCAUAUCUAGCAUUGUGGGCUUCGCGCUGUAAAUUCUAUAAGCACGGGCCUCCCAUGGAAAUCCCCCAUCCAGUUCAUGGUCUUUUCUUGGAUGAUGUUAGUGAAGGAAAAAGAAAGUUUAGAAGUGCUAAACAGUGGCAUGAUGUCAUUGCAUUAGCAAUAUUUGCAUCAUUGCAUGGGAACUUGCAUUUUGGUGUUUUUCAUUGUGUUCAUGAAAGAAUUGGUGCUAGGGGAAGGGGCCAUGGUGGCAGCAGCGGCAAUGGCAGCAGUGUUCAAGAAUUUGCCAGGGGCCAUGGGCAAGGGAGACACCGUGUCGAGAAGCUAACUGCAGAAUCACUUGAUUCUGACUUGGACAGAUACCACUUUGAAGCCAUGAAACUAAAGUGA
This is a messenger RNA of Dovyalis caffra, 942 nucleotides long. NCBI's taxonomy places the organism in Eukaryota, Viridiplantae, Streptophyta, Magnoliopsida, Malpighiales, Salicaceae. The record is from the annotation of a GenBank genome assembly.